Molecule: messenger RNA, 2081 nt
Organism: Chara braunii
Lineage: Eukaryota; Viridiplantae; Streptophyta; Charophyceae; Charales; Characeae
Source: the annotation of a GenBank genome assembly
CUGAGGGAGGUGUGAGGCACAGGCGAGUGGAUGGACCCCAUUGCCAACCUUGUUAGGGGGUCACUGAGCUGGCAAGACCUUGAGAGGAAGAUGAAAGGUUUGCACCCGUCGCCAGUGGGGAGAGAUGGACAACCCAUUCGAUUUGACUCCACUAAUCUGAGGGAAUUCCUAUGGGCCUAUGACCAGUAUGCAGACGAUCUCAAUAUUCUAGGAGAGCAGAGGAUGGGGAGCUUCCUCCUGUAUGUGAGGCGACACAUCAGAUCCUUUGUUAGAUCUAUUGUGGCACCUGCUAUGAAUUGGGGUCACUGCAAGAAGCUGCUCUGGAACCACUAUGCUCCAGCACGUCAGGCAGGUAAAAGAAGGAGUCUGGAGAAUAGAAGUAGAGAGCCAGAGGCAACUGAGAGGAGGACCUUUGAGCAGGGCAUGUCUUCAAGGACUCAGAGGGAGGACAGGAGAAAGGAGCACAAAGCACACAUGCACGAGAGGGUAGGAGGGUUAGGUGGUUCAGAUGUGCCUCCACAUCCUGCUCAGCUGGAUGUGGACUACCCUAUGUCAGACAUAGAACCAGACUUGCCUCAUGAGCCACUUGUGCAGGAGCAAAGGGAGGAGCAGUCUCCCAAGGAGAAGGAACUGGACAGGAAAGAGAGAGCAGCAAGGGAGCAGGAGAUCAAGGUGCAGCUCAGGAUGAAAAACCUUGCAGAGCUGUGUGAGAGGAUGCAGCAAGGAAAAGAGUCUGAGGAGGUGGGAGACAAAGGUGGUAAGGGCGCUUGCACUCAGGAGAAGGAUCUUCCCCUGGUUUCAAAGGUUUUGGUCAGCUUUGACAGGCUGAUGGAGGCUGCAGGGAGAUCUGGAGAGCAUCAUCAGGAGAUGGGGGUCAAGUUAGUCUCUACGAACUUACUUAAUCUGAGGGGCGUAAUGAAGGAAGGCUUUGCAGCGGCCAAAGCUUCAGAUCAAAAGGCUGGGGGAAAAUUGACGAAAGUGGCUCAAAAGGGAGCACUAGCUGAGAAGGAUGCAGGGGGUGGAAAGUUUGAGUGGAGGAUGCCAGCUGGCCUGACACUUGGACAGGAACCAGCAAGGCCAGAGGAGAGGUCACCAGCUGAGGCCAUGAGGAGUGAAGUAGUCCCACCCACAGCUCAGGGAGAGGCUGUGACCCAACAGGAGAUUCAGGAGAGUGUGGGUCAGACCAUGGUAGAGGCCGAGCUGAGAGUGGAUCAGAGGAGCCGUCAGGAGUCCCCUAUGCCUCAGGAUAUGCCUCUUGUUGCAGAUCUGCGGGGCGCAUUGGGGUCUUGGGCUACUGGCUCUGAACCAGAGGGGCGAGUUGGUGAGCAGGUGACGCAGGCAGAUGACAGAGCAGCAUGUCCCACUUUCCCGAAAAUUCCGCAACAAGAGGUUACGAGUAAGGUCUCAGCAGCCCCAUCAUCUGUACCCUCGCAUGAAGGAGAUAAGGUAGAGCAAAACAGGGUAGGAAGGUGUUUUUACUGCAAGAAACGCAGACACUUACAGGAAGAGUGUCCCAAGAGCCUCGAGGAUGAGGCAAAGGGUUUGCUUACUUGGGAUUCAGCUGGGGUACGCAGGGAUAGGAAUGAGAACCUGAUCCUAAAAACUCGUGGUGGGAUUCGGGCGCAGUUGUAUAGGCAGCUUCGCAUUAUAGACUUUUAGGUUUUUUGUACAUAAGACAACACUGUGUAUAAUGCUGACUAUUUUUUUUCUUACUCCUUUCCGUUAGUGUGGUGUGGAGGGUUCUUAUAAUACCUUUGCAUAAGUUAUGGUUCCUUUAUCGUCUAGAGUAGAGUGACACUCAUGAGUAUGGAGUGACUUUCGAUUUCAGAUACUUGACACUUGGAUAUUUUUUAAUUUUUUGUUGUUACUAUAAAUCUGCGUGGAUACUUGGACUCUUUGCACAAUACUCUGACUUUUCGAUAAGGACAGGAGCCUUUGCUUAUUGCAGGACCCCACAUCCUGUGUACAAAUGUGAGUCUUGAACCUUGUUUUUUUUGUGUAUGGUGUGUCACACUCACUCUCAGGUUUGUGGACUUGCCCAUAUGGAUGAUGGUGUGAUGAAAUGAAUAUUGUGAAAUGAA